Sinocyclocheilus grahami is the source of this 4016-nucleotide messenger RNA. Its product is annotated as transcription elongation regulator 1-like. Gene Ontology annotation, molecular function: transcription coregulator activity; RNA polymerase binding. The transcript has 21 exons. Gene Ontology annotation, cellular component: nucleus. Bases 129 to 3188 code for a protein of 1019 amino acids. Lineage: Eukaryota; Metazoa; Chordata; Actinopteri; Cypriniformes; Cyprinidae. The record is from RefSeq and is a predicted model, not a curated record.
CUGAUGAAACCUGCUUAGGUGGAAAUUUCCAACAAUUCAGAUAUAACGAUAAUUUAAAAUGUUGUGAAAAGAAAAUGUAUUAGCUUUUUGAAAUCCUUUCGGUAGCCGUGCUUGAGACUCCAGCGGAAAUGCGUCAAGGGGACUUUUGUUGUAUUUCCGUUAUGGCGGAGCACACAGAGGCAGAAGGCAUUAGCCUGGCCGCUAACAGCAUGGCUCAGCAGCCAGCAAUCCGUUUCCCUGCCACUGCCCCUCCUCCUGCCAACCUCUCCACCCGCAGGCAGCCUUUACUGAGCACCCCUGUGCCUCCCUUUCCUAUGAUGAGGGGUCCUCCACCUCCUGCCCGGCCGCCCUUCGGACGGAUUCCCUUUGACCCCAGUGUGCCCCCUCCCAUGGGUGCUCCUCCUUUACAGAGACCCCCGUUUAUGCCUCCACCUGGAGGAUCCAUGCCGCCUCCACCUGGCAUGAUUUUCCCUCCAGGAAUACCACCUACAGCCUCUCCUGCUCCUGCUCCUCCUUCUACAGAAGAAAUCUGGGUGGAGAAUAAGAGUCCUGAGGGAAAGGUGUAUUAUUACAAUGCACGCACAAGGGAGUCAUCCUGGACGAAGCCUGAAGGAGUGAAGAUGAUCCAUCAGGCUGAGCUGGGUCCAAUGAUGCUGAGCCAGGUAGCGGCGGCAGCAGCCAGCGGAGGUUCCACCGGGCCUGGUCCAUCUGUCAGCAUCCCAGCUCUAGCCAACAGCACUACAACCACACACACCUCCCAGAGCCCCUCCACGGUCAUGAGCUCCACUUCCUCUCCCAGCAUCACAGCAGCCUCACCUCUCAUCCCAACACCUGUGUCAGUCCAUGAUGUCGUGGAGAUGCCUUCAGUUGUAACCACAACCCCCAGUGCCAUGGCAACCCCAAUAGCAGCUGUCAAUCCUCCAACGGUUACGGUCGCCAUGACUACAGGACCGCCACCUCUGCCAGUGGCAUUGCCCCAUGCUGUGCCACAGCCUGCUGCUCCAAUGCCAGGAUUCCCUCCUGUCAUGGUGCCACCCUUCAGAGUGCCCCUGCCUGGCAUGCCCAUUCCACUGCCCGGUGUAGCAAUGAUGCAGAUAGUAAGCUGUCCCUAUGUAAAGACUAUCUCUCCUACCAAAAACGGUAUGCUCCCUGGCAUGGCACCACCCUUGGUACCCAUGAUGCCCCAUCAAAUGGCGAUGGUUGGGCCCUCAGGACUGCCCGGAGCUCUGAGUACAUCUGACUGGACUGAGUUUAAAACCCCAGAGGGAAAAUCCUACUACUACAAUAAAUACACAGGGGAAACCACCUGGGACAAACCAGAAGAACUCAAAGAGACAGAAAAAGAGAGUGAGAAGAUCAAAGAUGCAGCUCUUGACAUGAUUGAUGCUGAAAUCAUGGACAUGCAAGUUGGAAGCCCAAAAAUUGACCCACCAAAAGAGAAGAAAGAGGAGCUGAGAGAGGAAGAGAUGACAGAGGAACAGAAGGCAGCGAAAAAGGCAAAGCCUGUUGCAACCACACCUAUUCCCGGGACGCCAUGGUGUGUGGUGUGGACGGGCGAUGAGCGGGUGUUCUUUUAUAACCCAACCACGCGUCUGUCCAUGUGGGAGCGGCCGGAGGAGCUGGUGGGACGGGUUGAUGUAGAUAAAGCGAUUCAGGAACCUCCCCACAAAAGAGGCCUGGACAACAGCCACAAUCUGGUGCUGGCUAAAGAGGAGCAGGACUUUGCUGUAGCAGAAGACAUACCUGAUGAUGAACCCAGCAAAGCCAAGAGACGAAAGAUCGAGGAGAAGAAGGAGGCCGACUCAGAGAAGGAGGCAGCUAUGGAGGCAGAGCUUAAGGCAGCGCGUGAGAGAGCCGUGGUACCUCAGGAAGCUCGGAUGAAUCAGUUUAAAGACAUGCUGCUUGAGCGAGGGGUCUCUGCGUUCUCUACAUGGGAGAAGGAGCUUCAUAAGAUUGUAUUUGAUCCACGUUAUCUGCUGCUCAAUCCCAAAGAGAGAAAACAGGUGUUUGAUCAGUAUGUGAAGACGCGUGCUGAGGAGGAGAGGAAAGAGAAAAAGAAUAAAAUCAUGCAGGUCAAAGAUGACUUCAGGAAAAUGAUGGAGGAAGCUAAACUGGGUGUCAGAACAACAUUCAGUGAGUUUGCUUCCAAACACGCCAAGGAUUCACGCUUUAAGGCCGUUGAAAAGAUGAAAGACCGAGAAGUAAUUUUUAAUGAAUAUAUGAUGGCCUUCAGAAAGAAGGAGAAAGAGAACUCAAAGAAUCGUGGGGAGAAGGUCAAGCAAGACUUUUUUGAGCUCCUGUCAGAUUACCAUGUGGAUGGUCAGCAGCGCUGGAGCAAAGUGAAGGAAAAGAUGGAGACUGACCCUCGCUACAAGGCUGUGGAAACCUCUGCAGCUCGAGAGGAACUCUUUAAAAACUAUGUGGAUCGUCUUGCCAAGAAUCCAAACUCUGAGAAAGAAAAGGAGCUAGAGAAACAGGCCCGGGUAGAGGCCAGUCUGAGAGAAAGAGAGCGCAUGGUGCAGAGAUUCCGCUCGGAGCAGACCAAAGAGAUUGACCGUGAGAGAGAACAGCACAAGAGGGAGGAGGCCAUCCAGAAUUUGAAAGCACUCUUGUCUGAUAUGGUGAAGACGCCUGAUGCAAACUGGUCGGAGACGCGUCGGAUCCUGAGGAAGGAUCACCGCUGGGAGUCAUCCUCACUGCUGGAGAGGGAUGAGAAAGAGAGGCUUUUUAACGAGCACGUCGAGGUCCUCGCAAAGAAGAAAAAGGAGCAAUUUCGACAACUUCUGGACGAGACGAUCUCGAUCAAUUUGAUGACAUCGUGGAAGGAAGUGAAGAAACUCAUUAAAGAAGAUCCAAGAUGCAUCAAGUUUUCCAGCAGUGACAGAAAAAGACAGAGGGAGUUCGGUGAUUACAUCAAAGACAAGUACAUCACAGCCAAAGCAGACUUCCGAACUCUUCUGAAAGAGACCAAGUUCAUCACCUACAAAUCACGUAAGUUGAUGCAGGAGUCAGAGCAGCACUUGUCUGACAUAGAGCAGAUCUUGCAAAAGGAUAAAAGGUUCCUUGUACUGGACUGUAUGUCAGAAGAGAGGCACAAACUCCUCAUGGCGUAUGUGGAGGAGCUGGACCGCAGGGGACCACCUCCUCCUCCCACUGCCUUUGAACCUGCUCGACGCUCCACUAAAUGAUAACACACACCUCCCAGUUAUUUUUUCCCACUCCUUGGGGGCACACUACCGCCGUUCACAUUAUAGACUCGCAGAAACGGUAAAUCACUCCAGUUCAAAGGUUCUACUUGUCAAACCUUUUAAAGUGAAUGGUACAUACCCACUUGCCCCUAGCUCAUGCCACAGAGAACAUCAUGAGAUAAUGACCAAUCAAUUCAGCUAAGCAUAAGACACAGACUAAGUAUUUGGACCAACUGGAAGGGUUUUUAUAUGAUGCCUUUCUAGGUCCUCUCCACAAGGAGCCACAAUGUUUUCAUGUUCUUACACAAACUCUUUAUCCGUCCAUUCAAGGGAUAAAGCCACAUUAGAUGCUCAAUUGGUGAUUGCAUAGGGAGGUAUGACCACCUGGUGCAUAUCAACCCUUUUUUUUCCUCCAGCCCCCUGCUACAGUCUCAAAUUGCAAACAUCAGUUCCGUUUCACACAUCCAGUCUUUUGCUCCAAACUGUUAAGAAACUGAUUUGCUGAAAUUGGGAGAACCUCCCAAUUUUGUGAACAUUUUUUGGUGACUUUAGUCACCCACAGGGAUAUUCAAGAAUUAUGAAAGCCUCUCUGUGUAUAUGUAAUUUUAACUGACUGUUGGGUUAACAUGUAAGAUGUUUCUAGAUGAAUAUAUAUGGAAAAUAUGUAUUCAUUAGUUUGUUUAGUGUGUUACAACUGACCAGAUGAGCACUGGCAGUUGGCCAUGUCAACUGGUCUUAGUUUAAUUUAAUUGUUCAGAUGUUUCUUAAAAAAAGAUAUUGGUUUUUUGGACUUGCUUUAUGUACAGCUGAUGUUGAAUAAAAGCAUUU